This is a messenger RNA of Danio aesculapii, 1563 nucleotides long. RefSeq names its product WD repeat domain 38 (gene wdr38). Bases 57 to 968 code for a protein of 303 amino acids. The transcript has 9 exons. The record is from RefSeq and is a predicted model, not a curated record. Lineage: Eukaryota; Metazoa; Chordata; Actinopteri; Cypriniformes; Danionidae. Gene Ontology annotation, molecular function: protein binding.
GUACGUCUGAUUCAUUAUUACAUUUCUGACAUGGAUAUUUUAUAUGAUUAAGAGUCAUGUGGAAGAGACAUCCCUCAGAGGACUUCACUGUGGACAACAUUAGAUAUUUCUCCAGACACAAAGGAGAGGUGAACUGCUGCGCUUUCUCUCCUGACUGUCAGCUUCUGCUCACCUGUUGUGAUGCCGGCAAACUCUACCUGUGGAAAACCAGCACCGCCAAACUUCUGGCCACAGUCAGCGGACACACGGGUCCAGUGAAGUGCUGUGUUUUCUCCAGUGAUGGUGGGCUGUUUGCGAGCGCGUCUCAUGAUUGCAGCGUCAGAAUCUGGUGCAGCUCCAGCAUCAAAUGCAUACACACACUGACAGCUCACAGGCGCAGUGUGGAGACAGUGAGCUUCAGUCCGGAUGGUCAGUGGCUGCUUUCGGGUGGAUGGGACAACAGAGCCCUGAUCUGGAGCAUUCAGAGCGGUGCGCUGCUGGAGGAGCUGAAGGGUCAUAAUGCAGCUGUUCAGAGCAGUGUUUUCUCAUCCGACUCGCAGUCUGUGGCCACGGGCUCCUGGGAUCGAGCCGUGAGAGUUUGGAAGCUGCGGGAUCGUCAAACUGAGGCCGUGGUGUUACUGGGGCACCUGGGAAAUGUGGCCUGUCUCUGUUUUUCUGUCACUGGGAUGCUGGCCUCAGGCUCAUGGGACGGCACUGUGCGUGUUUGGCUGCCGGAACGUCACGCGUGUCUGUUUGUGUUGGGAGGCUGUGAGCGUGUUUGGGUCAGGAGUUUGGCCUUCUCCACUGAUGGACGGGUUUUAGCGUCUACUGCUGAAGGCGACAUGGUGAGGAUCUGGGAUGUGAGCACUGGAGAGUGUCUGAAGAAGCUACAGGGUCAUAAGGACUCAGCAUAUGGUUGUGUUUUCACUCCCAAUGGAGAGCUUCUGACCAGCGGCUCUGAGCAGCUCAAUGAGGAAGAAAACAACUGAGAGAUGGAGAACAAAUCUAGAAAAUUCCACAGUGGAUGAAAACAGCUAGUGUUACGAUGCUUAGACCUUGCUUGGCUCCACACAGCAAGCCAGACCCGUAACAAUAAGUAAUAUUAAAAUAAUUAGAACUCCUCUAAAUUAAUGAGGAUCCAGGAGUGUCAUGACCCGUUCAAAAUGAAAAACAACAACGAAUGACUAAGGAAAUAACGUAAAGUCAAAUUUAUUUGACGUUAAACUUCAGAAAGGAGACAAUUAAAAAAAAAAAACAAUAAAAAAAAAAACCUCAAGUUUAACCCUCUUACCUGCACAUGAAAACAAACAAAUAAAAUAAUUCACUCAGCGUUCAACAAUUUCGUUCAAAAAGUAAAUACAACACGGUUUCUACUUUACAACACAAGCCGGGAGAGAGAAGACUCUCCGCACGGUGUUCCAGUCCGGUUUAAAUGGUCUUCACAAACAAGACGGCGUCCACGUGCUGGCACCUGAUUUACCGCACCAGUGCGGUAAUGAUGAAACCUAUUCGGAGACAGAGGCGGAGAGAAAAGAACCACAAGCAAUGCGCACACACAAUAACAAACAAAAACUCACUACUUAG